Messenger RNA from Oryzias melastigma (Indian medaka), 2209 nucleotides. RefSeq names its product zinc finger protein 385A. NCBI's taxonomy places the organism in Eukaryota, Metazoa, Chordata, Actinopteri, Beloniformes, Adrianichthyidae. The transcript is spliced from 8 exons. Gene Ontology annotation, cellular component: nucleus. Gene Ontology annotation, molecular function: nucleic acid binding; zinc ion binding. The record is from RefSeq and is a predicted model, not a curated record. Bases 487 to 1740 code for a protein of 417 amino acids.
CCUCUACCUCACAUUCCCUCCCUCUGCGCUUGUAUCUCCCCCUGCCACAGUUGUCCUCACAUAUUAGGUUCCCCCGUCUUAAGCAGCAGAAUUAGCCUCUGGAAUCUUGUGCACUUGUUUCCUUCAAUCCCACGAAGGAGGAGAUGGGAUGAAAGGAAAACCCGAAGACAGAGCAGGAGAGGAAAUACAAGGGAUCUAAAACAGCGGAGGGACACUGGCUGAAAAAGGAAUACGAGAAAGAAAACCAUGCAGAAGCUUGGUGUUUGAUGCAGCUCCACGGUGGGCAUGCGGCCAGAUCCCAGCUCCGUUCUCCAGCUGAUCUUCACUCAGCUGCUUCCUGAUUUUUCUCUCCAUGAUUGAAGAAAACAAAAGUGGCACACCAAAAGAGGACGGCACGUCUGAGUUGAUUCAUGGUGACACAUACUUCCAACUCUGCCGGACAAAGAAGCAGGAUCAGUUCAGGAGUGUGAAGAACAGAGACAACCAAUGUGGAGCUCAGGAAGUGUAAACCGACCCGGGCCGGUCCCUGCCUUCCUCAGGAGCCCAUCAGUCAUCCCGACCCCCCUGGACAUGAAGCCCUUCCUUCAGUUCCCUCUGGAGCCCUCUCACCCCGCCAGCAUCGGCCUCUUUCAUAACUUUAACACGAUGGACCCGGUCCAGAAGGCUGUCAUGACGCACACCUUCGGCCCACCGCUGGUUAAAACAAAGAGGCCAAUUAUCUCCUGCAACGUCUGUCAAAUACGCUUCAACUCGGAGAGCCAGGCAGAGGCUCACUAUAAGGGGAAUCGCCACGCCCGCAGGAUAAAAGGUAUAGAAACGUCCAAGACAACACGUACACAAGAUGGAGACAAGCAGCCGCCUCCCCCACCGGCUUCCCCCCCCACGACCAGCCGCUCAUCGUCCAGCCCCAAACCCGAUGGUCAUGAUAAGCAGGACGACACUCAACCCUUCAAAGAGUCCCCCCUGACCUCCAGCGGUCUCCUGACGCCGGCGCUGAGCUCAGCAGACGCAGAGUGCCCCCUCCUGCCUGCUGUCGGUAGUCUUUUAGCCCCGCCCCUGUCCCCGUCUGCGGCCCUCAGUGCUCCACCUGCAGAUCCGGCACCGGUGGUUCUGCCCGAUACCCCGUCCCCAGCACCCAGCCCGUUUUCAGGAGAGUCAGAGGAGGAGAAAGCCAAGAAACUCCUCUACUGCUCCCUGUGCAAAGUGGCAGUUAAUUCCCUUUCACAGCUGGAGGCGCAUAACAAGGGCACCAAACACAAAACUAUCCUGGAGGCUCGAAGUGGGUUAGGACCCAUCAAAGCGUACCCACGUCUUGGUCCUAAACCCAGCCCUGAGCAGGGGGGAGAUCUGUCCUCUGACCCAAACACUCAGGAACGCACCUUUCACUGUGAGAUAUGCAAUGUUAGGGUCAACUCUGAGCUGCAGCUGAAGCAGCAUAUAUCAAGCAGAAGGCAUCGGGAUGGAGUCGCAGGAAAACCUAAUCCUCUGCUCAGUCGGCACAAGAAGCGCACAGAUCUAAUGGAACUUCCUAAAACUCUGGGAGCUGGACUUUUACCAAACCCUUUGGCGAUUGCCGCAGCGAUGGCGGCAGCAUCUUCAAACCAACUGGCGCUUCGUCAUCCCGGUCCAACCUCACAUCCCCAUCACCCUCUCCUACAGGGAACACCCAUCGGCCUGCUGAGGCCGGCCCCGGGUCCCAUCCGCACCACUCAUGGUCCAAUCCUGUUCACCCCGUACUGAGAGCGAGGGAACGCAGAAGAAUCAGGAAGAAGCACACUGUGAGGCUACAGGUCGCCGCUUGGAGCCAAAACUGGCUGGUCUGGUUGGAACUGAGGUUAUAUUAUGAAGAGACGUAAAUAUUACUGUUUAUUGUGUAGAGAUGUAAGUUUCCUUCCUCCGGUUUUGUUAUCAGUGAGUGAUCGGCAUGUCGGUGUUAAUAGCUUAAAGGGGAUCUUGAAAACAUGUUUUUAGGCGAUUCCCUCUGAGUAGUUUCCAGUCAGAACCUCUCCGCCUGCUUCAAAACCUCCUGCGUCUGGCUCAAGCCCCCUACCUCUUCUGGGUUUGAUGUUGAUUUCUGAAAUCAGUCAAAACAAAACGCUGGAAGUUCCACUAAAGCAUAGCAACACCUAAGGAUGUAACGAUUCAGUCAAGCCACGAUUCAAUUUACAGAUUUAAAGUCACAAUUUUGAUUUUUUCCCAAUUUUUUUCU